AUGCCAGCUAUGAAGAGGCCUGCGGCCAGCGAGGCUACGUCUGGUGCGCCCACGAAAAAGCCAGCUGCGAACAAGCUGACCAUCAAUGCCAUGGUGGAUGACAUCAAGACGGCUGCUUCGUCCAAGGAUGAUGAGGAAGAGAACCAAUUGCGCGACAAAGGAAAAGCCGAGAAAUUCGGCAAAUUAAUGAAGGCUGGGGCAUUGCCGCUAGCUGUGGUUCACAUGUGGCAAAUCGAGUCCAAGAAAGCGCAGAGCCAACGGCAGUUCCAGACGAAUCUGAUCAAUGGACUGUUCAACAAGCAAACUGAUGGAUCCUACAAGAUGAACACGGAGUCUCAAUGGCCCUUUUGA
Molecule: messenger RNA, 351 nt
Organism: Effrenium voratum
Lineage: Eukaryota; Dinophyceae; Suessiales; Symbiodiniaceae
Source: the annotation of a GenBank genome assembly